GCGCCGUGGCCGCGGGCGGAAGCGGCGUCCCGGCCCCGCGGGUUCCCGUCCGCCCGCGCCCGGCGGCGGGGCCGGAGCGGCGCCGAGAGCGGCGGAGGGGGGAGAGCGGCGGCGGCGGGGCCGCGCGGGACAUGGGCCCGCCGCGGGGGUGAGCAGCGCCGCCCGCCAUGAGCUGCACCAUCGAUAAGAUCCUGACGGACGCGCGGACGCUGCUGGAGCGGCUGAAGGAUCACGACACGGCGGCCGAGUCGCUCAUCGACCAGUCGGCCGUGCUGCACCGGCGCGUGGCCGCCAUGCGGGAAGCGGGCGCGGGCUGCGCCGAGCAGGGCCCGGGCCCCGCGGCGGAGCGAGCCGAUCCGUCCCGGCUGCGGCCGCACGUGCUGCUGGCGCAGGAGAACACGCAGAUCCGCGACCUGCAGCAGGAGAACCGGGAGCUGUGGGUCUCACUGGAGGAGCACCAGGACGCGCUGGAACUCAUCAUGAGCAAGUACAGGAAGCAGAUGUUGCAGCUGCUGGAAGGGAGAAAACGUGAAGAGGCAGAGCCAGUCUUGAAAGUCCAUCAGGCUAAUUCUGGGGAAAUUGAAAGUCAAAUAGACAGAAUAUGUGAGAUGGGAGAGGUGAUGAGAAAAGCUGUUCAAGUGGAUGAUGAGCAGUUCUUUAAAGUUCAGGAGAAACUGGCUCAGUUGGAGCUUGAAAACAAAGAGCUGCGUGAGCUGCUGUUGAUCAGCAAGGAGUCCUUCGAGGUGGGGAGAGAAGAUCUGCCAGACUGUGAAGCCUAGGCCACACAAACCUCAUCUCCAAGCCUUCAGGGACUGUUAUGAAACUACCUGACAAGGAUUUGUUGUUUCAGGUGUUUCCUUGUAUAUUUGUUUUGUCUUUAAAGUUGUGGGCUGUUUUCUCUGCAUUUUUCUGAAGUGUUGAUGGCAAAAGCUUGCACCCUGCUCUGUCUUAGUACCUGCAGCUCUCAGAUGCUUAACUCUGAAGUUUUUGAUGUAUCCUCCCUUGUGAUGGCUCAUUUCCUCUCCCUUUGUUAUUUUUUAUGAGCUUUAGUUAGUAAUUCCAGCUGUGCAGAUGGCUCUUAAAUCCACCUUGUCUGUAGCUAGAGAACAUAAUGCAGGUUGUGAUUAUUGUGCUUGGUAGGAGGAGCAGGAGAUGACUGAGAAACCAGUGUGGGAGGCAGGGAUGUGUUUGCUCUAGCUGCACGGGGCAGCUGGGCUCUGCAGAGUGAGUGACCCGCAGUGUCUGGCUGGCCUGACUUUGUCACCUGGCCACUGCUGAGAGCAGCAGAUGCCAGCAGAGCACUUGAAGGAGUCACUCCUAUUCAGAACAAACUUUACCUUGUUUUAGGGGUGAAGAUUGGGGUUAAGGACCCUUUCUAACGCACACUUUUUUGAAGGAUUCCUCUUUUUUGAUUGAUAGACCUGUCCCAGCCUUCCCAGUGCUCCCAGUUAGCAGCCAGCCCUGCUCUGUCGGUGUGCUCAGAGCCUGCCAGGGCACAGCACCUGCAGAUCAAAGCUCUUUGGCCUCCCACAAAUUUAGGUUCGGGCAGAGGGAGCUUAGGUCUGCCUCAAAACCAAACCAAACCUCCCACAUACACAGAAUUUUAAUGUCACAUAGCAGGUGACUCUGGUGUUCCAUAGUUACUGCAGGUCCUGUAUUGAGUGGAAUUAGAGGUGCAGUGUUGUAGGAGUUUCUCAGUACUGUGGGAUUUUUAAAGACACUUUUAUAUAAAAGAUUUCUGUCCUACCCGCGAUCAAAGAAUAAUCUUCCAAGAAUGGUAAACAUCUCAUUUCCACUAUUUGCUUAAAUUUUUAAUGCCACUUUUUCCCAAGUGAGACUUUUGAUAGAUGCAGAACGUGACUCGUUCCUGUGCUUACUGAGAGACAGUAAACGCUGGAGACAUUGUGAAUAUUUGGAAUACCCAGCAAGACUGGUAGAUAUAAGGGAUUUCUGUACAGGAGUGCUCUUGUAUACAAUCCUUUUCUAUUAGAAAUUGUUCAGGAGGGAAUAAAAAACCCAAUGGGAAAAA
Messenger RNA from Taeniopygia guttata (zebra finch), 2029 nucleotides. It is a transcript of the gene SIKE1, whose product is annotated as suppressor of IKBKE 1. The record is from RefSeq and is a predicted model, not a curated record. NCBI's taxonomy places the organism in Eukaryota, Metazoa, Chordata, Aves, Passeriformes, Estrildidae.